Bemisia tabaci is the source of this 1602-nucleotide messenger RNA. The record is from RefSeq and is a predicted model, not a curated record. NCBI's taxonomy places the organism in Eukaryota, Metazoa, Arthropoda, Insecta, Hemiptera, Aleyrodidae.
AAGUUCACGUGGCAUGCCCAUGUUACCCAUAUUUCCUCUAAACUGGCCCGCAACACCAAUCUGGUCAAGAUGCUUUCAGGGGUCAAAUGGGGCACCCACCCGUCUUACUCUAAAAUCCUCUUCAACGGCCUCAUCUACUCCAUUACAGACUUUGGCAUCCAAUUUUAUUAUAAUAAGAAAACUGCUGAGCGCCUUUCAGUAAUUAUUAACCAGUGCGUCAGAAGAAUCUUCGGCUUCCUACGAUCUACCCCUACCAAUGCAAUGUAUGUAGAAAGCGGCAUCCCUCCUAUUGCAUUCCGAGCUGGGUAUAUAACCGAUAAAUUUAUCCUCAAAAACUUCAACUUCAACCUCCCUUCUAAGAAGCAAACUAUGAUGAAACUGGAGCAACUGGUUGCGGACAAUUCCCCAGUCGUAAGGCAAAAUACCCCUCUCCUCCUACAAAGACUUAAGACUAUUAGCCACUUGACUACUCAAGUUGAGGCAGCAAACAGCCGCUCAUAUUUCUUUCGUUCUUAUUGUCACAACUCAGCCAUCAACCUCCAACUCCCCAUUGCGAAAAAGGAAGAUCUUGACACAGUCCAGCGCUUUAAAGAAUUCAUCCAAGAAAACAAAAGCAUCAGUUUUAUCUAUACGGAUGGCUCUAAAACAAAGGACUACACAUCAGCAGGGGUUUAUAGCCCAAACCUAAAUCUCCAGCGCUCUCUCCUUCUUAACAAACAUUUAACUAUCCUCAAUGCAGAAAUCCGAGCAUUAUUCGACGCCACCGUCUUCCUCAAUGAAUCUAGGAUUCAAGAAGCUGCCAUCUGCACUGACUCCAUGGGAGCCAUCCAAGCAAUCUCUAAUGUCCGAAAACCUACAGACAAUCAGGACUUACUAGACAUUAGAAACUUCCUGCUUCUCCACCCAAAGAUAAUUCUGAUUUGGACUCCAGGCCACGAAAACAUCUCUGGUAAUGAAGAGGCUGAUAAACUUACAAAGGACCUAACAAAAGCUACUGAUCUCCGUAAAGAGAAAAUCCAUUACUCCAACUUCCUCCCUGUCAUCCACAGAAUGAUGAUGAGUGACUGGCAAACAGAAUGGACCAAAUCAGCCCAAACUAAGGGCGCACGCUUAUACGGAAUACAAGACAUAGUCUCCACUACCCCCUGGUUCGCAAAUAUUUGGCUACCUAAAGACGUCACUAACACAAUUUCACGAAUUCGCCUAGGGCAUGGAGUCUUUCCUGCCCACAUGAAAAGAAUUAACCUUAAGGACUCAGAUUUAUGCAGGUGUGGCGAAGUAGGAACCCUGGAUCACAUCCUCCUCCAAUGUCAACACUUGAACAACCUUCAGGACUUUUUCAACCAACACGUUAAAUCUAACUACUCUCUGCCUACGAACUCUGCUCUAAUUUUGAGCAACACCUCUAAGGAAAACUACAUUAUGCUCAGCAAGUUCCUCCGCUCCAACAAAAUAGUUAUCUAAGCGUCUUAAUACAUCGAUUAUCAGUGAAGUGAAUCAGUGAAGUGAUACCCCCUCCUUUUUCAAGAACUUUCACUUCCACCAAUAAUUAUUAAAGUGCACCGCACGGAUAUAUAAAACACCUAAACCACUCUAGAUCUU